AUGCUUCUUUUGGUGUUUGUUUUAUUGCCAGGAUUGAUAUUUGCUGAUCGGCAAAUUACUUUAACAAACGAUUCUGCUUCGUACGUAGCUUAUGGAGAGAAACUGUUGAAUUAUCAGACGCUCACCGUUUCACUCAAUUGCCCGGAUUGCCAAAUUUACGUUGAAUUCGAGGUCUCCGAUGUUAACAACACCAUUUUCUCUUUCACUUCGCCAACCCAGAAUUACACUUAUGAUCAAGUCACUUCAUCAGUUUGGUUUAUCAUUCCUGGACCGAUCAGCUUGCUUACAAGUCUUGGUGUUGAUGGAACGACUCCAACUUUCCUUGCUUCUUUCCGGUUAUGGAACGGCGUGAAUGGAGAAACUGAUUGGCAGCCAACGAAUCUUCAAUUGAUCCCCGGUCAAAAUGGGGCUAUGAAUACGGUUCCACUCGAGAAUGGGAUUAGAAGUGUGACGCUGGUGAUGGGCAGGGCUAGCUAUGCGAAUGUGAAACUCUUUGCCCCGACGGUUUCUCCGAAUUGCUCAAUUUCCGUUUUGGCCGGUCACAUUCCGAGUUAUUCAGCCAGAGAUCGGCUCAAGAUCUAUGAAUUCACAAAUGACAACAUUCCCAUGUAUCAAUCGAGCUACGUCAGGACAUCAGCAUUCACUCUUUUGAUCCAGGAGAAUUGCACGGCCAGGAUUAUGUACUCUGUUUUAGAUAAAGCCACAAUCAUUGUUGAUUCCUAUAAACCAUCGAAUGGGUUCAGCAUGAGUUACGAAUAUUUGGAGCCGUUUGGAGAGACUGAGAAUUUCACCGAGUCAAUGGGUCACACGGGAAUAAGCUUGAAUGAAACAUAUCCAUUCCUCCCGAUUGUGUUCACAGUGAAAGACGCGAUGCUAAGCAAUGGUGGCUACCUGAACUUCCAAACAACCGACUACUCGGGGAAUCAAAUGGCUGCUAGCAACGUGAGCACCUCGAUCAGCGGCUACAUUUUGGGCGACAUGUGGGGACAAACGUUCAAAAUUAUCUGGAAUCCUUCAACAACCCAGCAGAAAAAGGGCUACUUGGUUUGGUACACGAUAAGAAAUGAGACGAUGUCAACAACAACGAGUACGGUGCAAAGCAGUAUUGGUACGACGACGACUACAACUAUGUCGACAACCACAACAACAAUGAGAACUGCCUCCACAUCAAACGUGACCACUCAAACUCCAGCAACUGUCCCUUCUUCAGCAAAUACAGCAAUGACUGUCUCAAUCACGAUCCCAAUUUCCCCAGUUACUUCAAACGAAACAACUCCCACUGCGCUUCCAAGCUUCGAUUUUUCAUUUCGCUCAUCACAAAUGGCUCAGCGAGUUCUCCUUGCUCUUUUCUGUUUGGCUGUUGGGAUUUAUGCCGCUAAGUCGUCUAAGAAUUUGAGCUUGGAUUCGGACAGCGGCGAGGAUCUCCCUGGAGAUGCUUUGUGCAAGUAUUGGAAGAGCGUCAAGGAGGUCAACAACGAGACAUUCCCGUUGAUUCCCGAAAAGGGACGAGAAAAAUUGCGAAAAGAUUUGCCGAAAAUUCGCAAAUACUAUUGCUCAGGCAAAACGGUCGAUGUGCUCAAUGAAGUGAUUCCAAUUCUCGACCGGUGCAACAAAACGGUUUUGGAGGAAACCUGGAACGUCACCUGUUUCCAGCCAAACUGGCUCGAUAUGAUUGUCGAUUGUCGUGAAGUGGCCGCCUACUUCAAUUGCCGGGCAAGCUAUGGUGGAGCUGUUUGCGGAGGAGCCAAGGAGAUCAUCGCUUUCGCCAAAUACUUCAACGUUCAGUUCUCGUUCCCCAGCGGCGAUGUGUGCCGAGAUGAGCUAAUCUCUGUGAUGCAAAAAGUGGAGAAAGUCUGGAGUGACAAGGAGGAGGAAACACCAAAGCCUUCGAAUGGCACUGUCUCUCUCCAACCCCCAAAAGCUCUGAAGAAGAAAAAC
Messenger RNA from Mesorhabditis belari, 1938 nucleotides. The record is from the annotation of a GenBank genome assembly. NCBI's taxonomy places the organism in Eukaryota, Metazoa, Nematoda, Chromadorea, Rhabditida, Rhabditidae.